Molecule: messenger RNA, 1807 nt
Organism: Eubalaena glacialis (North Atlantic right whale)
Lineage: Eukaryota; Metazoa; Chordata; Mammalia; Artiodactyla; Balaenidae
Gene: DPYSL4
Product: dihydropyrimidinase like 4
Exons: 14
Coding region: 21-1739 (572 amino acids)
Cellular component (GO): cytosol; cytoplasm
Molecular function (GO): hydrolase activity, acting on carbon-nitrogen (but not peptide) bonds, in cyclic amides
Source: RefSeq, a predicted model, not a curated record
GGCGCAGCCGGAGGAACAGGAUGUCCUUCCAGGGCAAGAAGAGCAUCCCCCGGAUCACGAGUGACCGCCUUCUGGUCAGAGGCGGGAGGAUCGUGAACGAUGACCAGUCCUUUUACGCUGACCUGUAUGUGGAGGACGGUUUGAUAAAACAAAUUGGAGAGAACCUCAUUGUCCCUGGGGGCAUCAAAACAAUUGACGCCCACGGCCUAAUGGUCCUGCCCGGCGGAGUCGACGUCCACACAAGGCUGCAGAUGCCCGUCCUGGGCAUGACCCCGGCCGAUGACUUCUGCCAGGGGACCAAGGCCGCCCUGGCAGGAGGGACCACCAUGAUACUGGACCACGUGUUCCCCGACACGGGUGUGAGCCUGCUGGCAGCCUACGAGCAGUGGCGGGAGAGAGCGGACCGCGGAGCCUGCUGCGACUACUCCCUGCACGUGGAUGUCCCCCGCUGGCACGAGAGCACCAGGGAGGAGCUGGAGGCCCUGGUGAAGGACAAGGGUGUGAACUCCUUCCUGGUCUUCAUGGCGUACAAGGACAGGUGCCAGUGCACGGACGGCCAGAUGUACGAGAUCUUCAGUGUCAUCCGGGACCUGGGAGCCGUGGCCCAAGUGCACGCAGAGAACGGGGACAUCGUGGACGAGGAGCAGAAGCGGCUGCUGGCACUCGGCAUCACCGGCCCCGAGGGCCACGUGCUCAGCCACCCAGAGGAGGUGGAGGCAGAGGCCGUGUACCGUGCUGUCACCGUUGCCAAGCAGGCCAACUGUCCCCUGUACAUCACCAAGGUGAUGAGCAAGGCUGCGGCCGAUGUGAUCGCCCAAGCCAAGCGUAGAGGGGUGGUCGUGGUCGGGGAGCCCAUCACCGCCGGCCUGGGCACCGACGGCUCCCACUACUGGAGUAAGAACUGGGCCAAGGCCGCAGCCUUCGUCACGUCACCGCCCCUCAACCCGGACCCCAGCACUGCAGACCACCUCGCCUCCCUGCUGUCCAGCGGGGACCUCCAGGUGACUGGCAGUGCCCACUGUACCUUCACCACUGCCCAGAAGGCCGUCGGCAGGGACAACUUCAUGCUCAUCCCCGAGGGCACCAACGGCGUGGAGGAGCGCAUGUCUGUGGUCUGGGAGAAAUGCGUGGCCUCAGGGAAGAUGGACGAGAAUGAGUUUGUUGCUGUGACCAGUACAAACGCAGCCAAAAUCUUCAAUUUUUACCCAAGGAAGGGGCGGGUGGCCGUAGGCGCCGACGCCGACCUGGUCAUAUGGAACCCCAAGGCCACGAAAAUCAUCUCUGCCCAGAGCCACAACCUGAACGUGGAGUACAACAUUUUCGAAGGCGUUGAGUGCCGAGGAGCCCCCGUGGUGGUCAUAAGUCAGGGCAGGGUCGUGCUGGAGGACGGGGCCCUGUUCGUCACCCCCGGGGCUGGCCGCUUUAUUCCGCGGAAGACCUUCCCCGACUUCGUCUACAAGAGGAUAAAGGCUCGCAACAGGCUGGCAGAGAUCCACGGCGUGCCCCGAGGCCUCUACGACGGGCUGGUCCACGAGGUGAUGGUGCCCACCAAGCCAGGGGGCGGUGUGCAGGCCCGCGUGUCCUGCCCGGGGAAGAUCUCAGUCCCACCCGUUCGCAACCUGCACCAGUCGGGGUUCAGUCUGUCUGGCUCUCAGGCCGAUGACCACGUCGCCAGGCGCACGGCUCAGAAGAUCAUGGCACCACCUGGCGGCCGCUCCAACAUCACAUCCCUGUCCUAGGAGCUGCUUGUGCCAGCGGCGGGCGUGCCUGUAGGCGGCCGCCACUCCCCUCUGUUCCCUUCCCUUCA